AUGCUUCGCUGUCUGCUUAACGCAUCCAUUAGACCUCACCAAAGUAAGACUGAUCUCACAACAGAGAUAUCUGUCAUUGACCAACCCUGUGGCUUCGUAGUGCUUUAUGGAAGCAGUCGAUUCGCGAUAUAUGAGACCGUCAAGAGCGAAUAUACGCAAAGAACUCGACAAGAGGCACCAAUGUCUGUAAUGGUAUCUGCCGCAGCUUUGGCCGGUUUCGUUGGUGGUGUUGUUGGUAAUCCAGCAGAUCUAGCAAACGUCCGUAUGCAAAGCGACAGUGCUAUUCCUCUGCGGGCUCGCAGAAAUUACAAGAAUGUAAUUGACGCCUUUGUGCGGUUUGGGCGGGAGGAAGGGUGGCGCGGAUAUACCAGAGGAAUCUGGACGAAUUCUUCAAGAGCCUCAAUUAUAAGCGUUUGUCAGCUGGCGUCGUAUGAUGCAUUCAAGAACUUGCUAAUUGAGAGGGAGAAGUUCGAGGAUAGCUUGGGGAUGCAUUUCGCUGCCUCUGUUUUUGCAGGACUUGUAGCAACGACCAUUUGCAGCCCAGUUGAUGUGAUUAAGAGUCGAAUCAUGUCCCUUGCUGGAAGUGCAUCUAUAUUUGAAGUUGCAAGAGGUCUCUGGCAUACAGAGGGACUCCGAUGGAUGUUCAAGGGGUGGACCCCUAGUUUCAUUCGAACGGGGCCUCAUACCAUUGCUACAUUUAUCUUUCUUGAGCAGCAUAAGAAGAUAUAUAGACAACUAAAAACCCCAAAGCAAGAAUUAGCAAUGAUUUAA
This is a messenger RNA of Pseudogymnoascus verrucosus, 771 nucleotides long. Its product is annotated as Mitochondrial dicarboxylate transporter. Bases 1 to 771 code for a protein of 256 amino acids. Gene Ontology annotation, molecular function: oxaloacetate transmembrane transporter activity; sulfate transmembrane transporter activity; thiosulfate transmembrane transporter activity. Gene Ontology annotation, biological process: succinate transmembrane transport; thiosulfate transport; phosphate ion transmembrane transport. The transcript has 3 exons. Lineage: Eukaryota; Fungi; Ascomycota; Leotiomycetes; Thelebolales; Thelebolaceae. The record is from RefSeq and is a predicted model, not a curated record.